This is a messenger RNA of Drosophila eugracilis, 2746 nucleotides long. Its product is annotated as dymeclin. The transcript has 5 exons. The record is from RefSeq and is a predicted model, not a curated record. Lineage: Eukaryota; Metazoa; Arthropoda; Insecta; Diptera; Drosophilidae. Bases 95 to 2194 code for a protein of 699 amino acids. Gene Ontology annotation, biological process: Golgi organization. Gene Ontology annotation, cellular component: Golgi apparatus.
CUACUUCGUAAAUACCUCACCCCCGUCCAAUGAUCAAGUGACGUGCCACCAAUAUAACCAUUGGCCGGCCAACAGCACUCUUUUGGAUUGCGGAAUGGGCAUCAACGUCAGCAGGACGGCCGAUCUGGGGUCCAACCAGUGGCUUCAGCGCUUCGUGGGCCGCCAGCACAUCGCCCACGAUGACGAGGCCUUCUGGAACGGGCUUCUCAACUACAACAUUGUGCUGCCGGAAAGCAGCCAGGAUCAGCUAAACCUGGACAGCCGGUUGGAGGCGCUAUGUCAGUCAUUUAUCGGCAACAACCUGAAGACGGGCAAUUUUGGCUCCCUGGUGACAGUGUUCCUGGAGAAGACCAGCGAGCUGCUGUCUCUGUCCGAUCAGGAGAGUAACAUGCAUGUCUGGCAGACCUUCAACGCGCUCUUUAUCAUCCGAAGCCUGGUCAAAUACAUUAACGAAACGGGAUCCGAGUUUCAGUUACUGCAGCACUUCGAGGCGAUGCCCAGUGCCGAAUUGCUCCAGGCGGCUUUGGAUCAGCAGCUACAGACACCGGCGGAGAGUGCAACCAUUGCCAUGGAAGCUACCGAACAGUCGGCAGCGGCUGCGGUACCGGUGAUUGUGGACGGAUCCAAGUUUGAAACCUUUAUCGAUGCGCUUGUCAACCUAAUCGUGGUAAUUCCCGUGAAGGAGUUCACCUACCACUUGCACCUGGAGGCUGUAAACAUGCUGAUCACCCUGCUGUCAGUGCACUUGUUCGCUCAGCAGCCCACUGAUAAGUCGAUCGUGUUCCGGACGGUCUUUAAAUGCCAGCACGCCAACGUGCUGAUGUCGGCACUGUUGCAUUUUGUGGCGCGGAUGGUGGAGGUACCGCACACUAUGUUCGGCUCCAGCUCGGCUGGGUCCUUCGUUUUUGGCAUCGCCGAGUCCCUGCUCUCCAUCCUCACUUUCCGUAAACAACCAGACAUUCUGAAGACCGGCCAAACAACAGGUAGCGGAGAGCUUUCGCAGAAAUUUCGCACGCAUUACCCACUGGCCAACCAGAGUUUACUGCUAAUCCUGAUCUUAACCAACCAUUGCACAGCCCAGGAGAACUCAUACCGAGCAAGCCUGUUUGGUUGUGCCGACUCCAAGGAUUCGCCGAAACAGGGCGCUGUCUCCUUCCAGAUAGACUUCUCGGCUGUGUAUGAAACCCUGUGCCUCAUUGUCACUAUCGAUCAGGCUACGCUACUGCUCUACCUGCUGCUGCAUCGCAACGAGCGUUUCUACCGGUUCGUCAUGCAGCAACAAGAUCUAGAACAACUAGUUAUACCAAUUCUUCAGACUCUAUACAAUGCCCCGGACAGCAAUUCACACCACAUCUACAUGUCGCUCAUUGUCCUGCUGAUCCUAAGUGAAGAUGAGGGCUUCAACAAAAACGUGCACACCAUCAUGCUAAAAAACAUCACUUGGUAUACAGAACGCACUAUAUCGGAGAUAUCUCUCGGCGGAAUCCUCAUCCUGAUCGUCAUCCGCACCAUACAGUACAACAUGUUGAAGAUGCGCGAUAAGUACUUGCACACCAAUUGCCUGGCGGCACUGGCCAACAUGUCUGGCCACUUCCGCGCCCUGCACCCCUACGUGGCGCAGCGAUUGGUCUCGCUGUUUGAAACGCUGGCUCGGAAGCACACGCGCCUGGAUGCGCAACUGAAGGAACCGGCCGACAGUGCGGUGUUUGUUAACGUGUCGACGUCGCCGGAGGAUAUGCUCCAGGAUCUGAGUGUGCUGGAGGAGGUGCUGCGCAUGGUCCUGGAAAUUCUGAACUCCUGCCUCACAAACCAGCUUGUUUACUGUCCAAACUUGGUGUACACGCUCCUGUACAAACGCAGCGUCUUCGAGGGCUUCCGGAGUCAUCACGCCUUCCAGGAUGUUAUCCAGAACAUCGACAUGGUUGUUGGUUUCUUUUCCUCACGUCUGCAACGCGUGCAGGAGCAGCGAGGUGAGCUUGGGGUCAACGAAGUACUCGAGGUUAUAUCGAAGGGUGCCAGUCAGUGGUCCAGCGAUCGGCUUAGAAAAUUUCCGGAUCUAAAGUUUAAGUACGUCGAGGAGGACGCUCCCGAGGAGUUCUUCAUUCCAUAUGUGUGGACGCUGGUUUGCAAAUACGGCUGCGUGCACUUCAGCUCUGAGAGUAUUAAGAGCGUCGCCACGGACAUUGCCUGCUAAUAUUUACUACUUACUCCCUUCCUCUCACGCACACACAGGCCUCCGCUUUGGUGUUUACCAUGUUUCAACGCUUCUCCGUUUGUGUUCUGUGCAGGAUUCUCUGAACUUUAAGCCAUAUACCACGCCCCAUCUUUUGAUACAAGCCAAAAUGUCGAAAUGUUAUAUCAAAACUAAAAACAAAGCAAGCAAAUUGUUGCGCUAAUUAAGAGGCAUACCGCAUCUCGAACGUUGACGAUAAAUUGAAACAAAGCAAACGAGAGAACUAACGAUAAUACUUAGAUCUAGUUACGCUAAUACUAUUGUGUACGUUAACAAGCAAUCCAGUCGGUAAUUGUUCAAGUUAAAACAUAGCAUAAUCCUUGAAACAUGAUCAUAUUUUGCUACGCCAACAACAGAGAGCAUAUUUAAGGAAAGUUAAGCUCCGUACGCCUGUAGGUCGAUUGUUCUAAUCAACGGGAAGAAGCAAAUCCAAUAAAAAAAAGUAUAUAUACAUAUAUUAAAGAAUCGGAAUAUAUAUGCAAAAAUAUAUUUACAUUUUAGUCUAUGAUAAUU